Molecule: messenger RNA, 4348 nt
Organism: Gigantopelta aegis
Lineage: Eukaryota; Metazoa; Mollusca; Gastropoda; Neomphalida; Peltospiridae
Product: TRAF3-interacting protein 1-like
Exons: 18
Coding region: 95-2251 (718 amino acids)
Biological process (GO): regulation of microtubule cytoskeleton organization; cilium assembly; intraciliary transport
Cellular component (GO): intraciliary transport particle B; centrosome; ciliary basal body
Molecular function (GO): microtubule binding
Source: RefSeq, a predicted model, not a curated record
UCCGCUUUUGAUUUUGAUAAGUGUGUUUUCCAGUGUUUUGUUUGAUGUUUUGAUGACUGUAAACAAAUGAAGUAUAUUUAGAUAUAAAACAACAAUGGAUCCGAAAAUGAUAAAAAAGACUCAAGAUACGCUUGGUAAAGCUAUCAAGAAACCUCCACUUACCGAUAAACUUCUUAGCAAGCCACCGUUUAGAUUUCUUCAUGAUGUUUUUACAUCGGUUAUCAAAACGACAGGCUUUAUGAAAGGUCUUUUUUCUGAAAAAGAAUUGAAUUCCGAGAACAUUAAGGAUCGAGAUUCAAAAAUUGCUUUUCUACAAAAGGGCAUUGAUUUUGUAUCUAUGGUGACAGGGAAAUCACUGGCAGUUCGGCCACAGAAGAUUGUUGCUGGGAGUGAACCGGAAAAAACCAAUGAGUUCUUGCAGGCUCUUGCAGAGGCCAUUAAAUUAAAGGUAAACAAUGAAGAGUAUGUGAAGAAGUUCAACAAAGUCGCCUCAGAAGAAGGAGAAGAGAAGACAGACCCGGAAAAAGAUAGAGAGAAGAAAAAACACAAACCUGAGGAGAGACGAGACAAAGAUAAAGAAAAGCACCGAUCUCGUGACAAAGACAGCUCAAGGGAGAGAAGCCGAGACGAAGGGAAAGGGGACGAUCAUGAUAGAGAGAAGGACAGGGAAAAGGAUAAAGAGAAGGACAGGGAUGAAAGAUCCAAAGAAAAAAAAUCAAAACGGCCGAAUCACCCAGACAGUCGACUGGUUGACAAGUGCCAAGUGGAAGGUGAUUUCACGCCCAAGAAAGACUUGACCACUGGUAACACUGAACACGAAGCCGGGGAAGCCCCUGUCAUCAAGAAGAAGAUGAGCUGCUCGUCAGAACUGGGUCGGCAGGAAAUUGGUUCAUGGGGUGAAAACCCGGUCUCUGUGCAGACCGAUGUUGACCGCAAACGAAAAGGCGGAUCCAAGAACCGGACGUCAGGUCACCGAGACUCCAAGUCAAAAGAAGGUGCGGAGAAACCGGGGGCGGUUGUGAAGAGUCCUGAGAAGGCUGUCCACGGGAGCACCUCUCAAAUCAGCAUCGCCCAGCCGUCGUCGACAUCUAAACCAGCAGAGCUGGCAGGUCAUGGUCAUGCUUCAGGCGCAGCGAAAGGUCGUCGGUCGUCUGCCAUAAAAAGUUUGUCUGUGACGUCAAAAAGUUCCUCAUCGUCAGUGGCGAAGACUUCGAGAGCGUCGUCGUCAAGUCAGAUAGUGAGAGCAGAGUCAAAACAUGGCACGAAGUCCGACUCAUCUUCACGCAGACUGAAACACAGAGGUGACUCUGGUAAAGAGAAUCAACAUCCCGGAGAACCAACGAAGGAACAUGAAAAACAGGAAUCUCCUGCUCGAAUUCCCCGACCUACUUCUGCUAAAGGUUCACGCCGGAGAAGAGAAGGUCGCAUUGGCAGUGACGAAGAGGGAGUUGAACAUUUAUCAGAAGACGAAGUGUUUCAGCAGAAGCCGUCUCGUACGUCCGAACCGGCAGUCACAGAGGAAGAUCUGCCUCCACAAGUCGUAGCGGCGAGGAAACUGCAGAGACCACCGAGUGCCCGUCCAGCCCCGCCCCGACCAAAGCAAGAUGGCAUGGAGAGUGAGCCGGCCAUGAGACUGGGUACAGGAAAACCAGCAAAUGUCAUUGUGGAUGAUGGAAAGCAGUCUGAUGAUGACGAUGAUGAUAAUUUUAUCGUUGAGGAAUCGGUACCACCACCGAUCGAACUUGAUCAGCAACUGUCUAAACAGGAGGAUGAAGAUGACACAGAGCAUGGGGCUUUAGUGAAGAAGAUGUUGGAAACGAAGAAGGAAUUUGAGGAACAGCCUCAAGGCUCUGUGAAGAAAACAGAAAUCGAACGCCCUUCGAUGUCGGACGCGGCCCGGCGGAAGCAGCGCGAGGUGGUGAAGCGAGAGAUCGAGAAGAUCUGCGCCAGCAUCCAGGGUCUGACCCGCAGCGCAAACCCACUCGGCAAAAUCAUGGACUACGUUCAGGAAGAUCUCGACUCCAUGCAGAAAGAGCUGGAGCGGUGGAGGUCAGAAAACAAGGAACAUGCUCUCGAGCUGAAGAGAGAGAGCGGGAUCACUGACCGGUCGAUAGAACCCUUGAGAGCUCAGCUGUCUGAACUGGAACAAGCGAUAUCUGACAAACUGGACCUGAUCGCAGCCACCAAGUCAAAAAUCAUCAAAAAUGACUCAAAAAUCGAUAAACUGCUCAUGAGCAUGUCCAAGUCCUGAUAAGCAUGUGGCCGUGUUUAUUUAAUAUUUAUUUGUUUGUUUUCUUCGUCUAAAGAACACAGCAGGGCUUGAAAUUAACAGGAGCAAAAGGCAGUUGCCAUUCAGAAUACACAAUUAUAAUAAUUUUUGGCACGAGUCUGUUUGCAGAUUAUUUUUCUGACACGUGUCUCCAAAAAAUUUAGAGUGAGCUUUAGUGAGUUUUAGCGAGCUCCAAGGAUUGAUAUCCUUGCGACGAGUGUCAGAAAAGCCUAUCUAACAAAAGGACGAGUGCCAAAAAUAUUUUUUAGUUCAAUCAGUCUUAUAAAUUUAGUCUUAAUUGUUAUAAAAUUCACUGCAUUUUAUUAUUGUACCGUGACGUCACUCCUUCUCUCAGCUGUUAUGUAUCCCAUCAGCAGAAGGAAUGCAUGCAGUGUUACAUAUUAUGUGACGUCUCACUUACUAUCUUUGUUUACACAAAGGCGUUAAUCAACAGGUAGCAACGGCCAUCUACCUCCUAAACAAUUGACCAAUGAAAAUGGCACAUUACCGUCUAGGGACGUGUGCUAGAUGGUUUUCUAGCUUGGCUUUCUGGCACCUUUUUCUACUGGUUGAUUGAACUAGAAUAUGCUUUCUGGUAAUCGGUUUCACAAGCAUCUUUUUGUUUUCAAUCUUAAAGCAUUGUACAGUUAUUCAGAUUUAAAAAAUUAGUGCCACUUUGUCAAUGUUAGGAUGACCAAUGCUAAAUUGGUUAUCAUAAAAAUUUAAAAAAAAAUUAAACUAUUAGUUUAUAUUUACAUAAAAUGAGAGUAAACUUUACAUAAAAUGAGAGUCAACUUUACAUAAAAUGAGAGUCAACUUUUAUUUCAGCCUAGUGUGAAGUGGCCUAGAAUUCUUUCUCUAUUUGAAUAAUUUGCGUCUGAUCUAAAAUAUCACAAGUAGAGAUUGUGUCCCACUCCACAAGAUGCAUUUUGAGCCCUGUGCACACAGAUCUGAUUUCCUGCAGACUUUUGUUGUGUUCGUGAUCACCAACUUGUAGCAACAUGCAAACAGCAGGGAACAUUUUGUUUUUAAAAAUUUGAUAAUCAGUGUGUGACUUAACAGAGGCGGAUCUAGAGGGGGGGCAGGGGCCUGGACCCCCCCCCCCCCCCCCCCCCCCCCAGUAAAUUUUGCGACAGUUAUAAUUUUAUUAUAUAUUAAUUUUCCCCAAAAAUCCUUUAGCAUUCCGCCUUAAGUCCUUGGGGCCCACCCUAAAUUGGUUUUCUGGAUUCGCCACUAAAUGAUCAGCAACUACUGUUUCAUGUUGUAGAGUUUUGUCUCGAUCUGAGAAAAAAUGUAAUGCAAUACUGAACAAAAUGUUCCCCGAAUAUAGCCGUGAUUUUAACAAGAGUGAAAUAAUUAAAACCAUUGCAGUAUUUUCAUUUCAUGUCAUUGGCUGGGCGUUUCUAAUUACUAUUAUAACAGUUUUGUCUACACUUAUUAAAUCUCUUAUUUAUCUCUUCAUGAAUCAAAUUUAUGCUCUCUUUUUUUUAAUGUGACAAAAUCCUGUUCAUAAGAGAGAUUAGUUCUACGUUAGGCAGUUGUGAAACGUAUAACAUUAUUAUUUAGAUGCUGUCUAAACCGACACAGUCUAUACAUAUCAUUGGACAGAAUCUCUUGCUUUUAAAAUACAGCUGAACUUUAUAGCUUUGACAUUUAUUCAUCUUAAAAUAUAUUAAAAAGUAAAUAAUGAUGUGUAACAUUCCAUCCAUUUAUGUUUUCUACUGAACCUGUAACAGUUAACAUUUUAUCCACUGAGAAACAUUGAAAAUUCUAUCUUACAGUUGUAGACUAAAACAUUUUUUUUAUCAUGAUACAGAGAAAGAUUUGUAUUAACACAUAAUGGUGGCACAAAAAACACCAAACAUCUCCAAUAGAACAAUAACAAAACACCUGCUAAAAAAAUUUAACUUUAACAUUUUCACACACAAAAAGGAUCCAAUUAUAGUACGUCCCAUCUUUCUAUAAAAAUGUUUUUUGUAAAUAAUUUCAGUUUGGUUUAACGUAAGAAGAAAGUAAAAGUGUUUUGAAAAUAACAAUAAACUACUUAUUUUUGUGUUCAAUUUACAAAUCAGUCAGCUC